Messenger RNA from Aureobasidium uvarum, 699 nucleotides. The record is from the annotation of a GenBank genome assembly. Lineage: Eukaryota; Fungi; Ascomycota; Dothideomycetes; Dothideales; Saccotheciaceae.
AUGCCUAAUGGAACGAGGUUUACCCAUGGCUUCAACAUGGGAGCCAAUUCCUCUGCUGCAAGACAAGCUACCUAUGACUCCGCUGCCUAUGCCUGCAAAGCCAUUGGGAGCAAUUUGCUCUUCUGGGAAUACGGUAAUGAACCUGAUCUCUUCCACGCUUCUGGAUACAGACCUGGACCCGCGGAAUGGAGUGAAAUUGACUAUGUGGAAGAAUGGUUGAAUGGAACAAGUAAUAUUGAAAAUGUGGUCAAAGAAGCUUGUCCACAACUUGCAAAGACCAAAUUCAUGGCGCCGAGUUUUGCUGGUGUGGCCGCUAAUGAUUUCUUUACUCUGGAUCCAGUGAAGGCGUUUGAAGACAACCUUGACGCAGACGACAGUAUCGGUAUCAUUUCUUCGCACAACUAUAUGGGUGUUUCCACUGCUGCUGGCAUCACUUUGCAAGGCACCUUGAUGAAUCACACCAAUGUUGUUGCAAAGGCUGCGGAACAAUUGAAUGUCUCUGCCAACAUUGCUGCUUUAGGGACAAAGGCCCCCAAAGUCCCGUUCAUCCUCGGCGAACACAAUAGUUUGGCUAGACAAGGACGACCGGGCUUGUCUAAUACUUUUGGAGCUGCGUUGUGGGGUGUAGAUUGGAACCUCUAUCUCGCAUCCCAAAACAUUUCUCGCUCGCAUAUGCAUCAAGGCACCAAUUAUCGGUAA